AUGGUGGAGCAGAAGAAGAGGUUCGCUCUGUUUCUGACGACGUACGACUCCGAGUUCGUGAAGAAGGCUUACGGAGGUUACUUCAACGUCUUCGUCUCGACUUUCGGCGACGAAGGCGAGCAGUGGGAUCUAUUCCGAGCGAUCGACGGCGAAUUCCCCGACGAGAACGAUCUCGACAAGUACGACGGUUUCGUUAUCAGCGGUAGUCCACACGACGCUUUCGGAGACGCCGAUUGGAUCGUCAAGCUUUGCUCGGUUGUUCAGAAACUCGAUGAGAUGAAGAAGAAGGUUCUCGGCAUCUGCUUCGGCCACCAGCUAAUUACUAGAGUCAAAGGAGGGAAGAUAGGCAGGGCUCGUCAAGGACUAGACAUGGGACUGAGAAGCAUAACAAUAGCAAAGGACAAUGAAAAGCUACGAGGUUACUUCGGAGGAGGCGAUGUCCCGGCAUCUCUAGCCAUUAUAAAAUGCCAUCGGGACGAAGUGUUGGAACUUCCCGAGUCUGCUACACUUCUUGCAUCUUCCGAGUUUUGCGAGGUCGAGAUGUUCUCACUUGGAGAUCACUUCCUCUGCAUCCAAGGGCAUCCUGAGUAUAACAAAGAGAUUCUCUUUGAGAUCGUGGACCGUGUCGUCAAUUUGAAGCUUAUGGAGCAAGAGUUUGCGGAUAAGGCGAAGAAGACCAUGGAGACUGCGCAACCAGACCGGAAUCUAUGGCAGAAGCUCUGCAAAAACUUUCUGAAAAGUUGA
Microthlaspi erraticum is the source of this 744-nucleotide messenger RNA. NCBI's taxonomy places the organism in Eukaryota, Viridiplantae, Streptophyta, Magnoliopsida, Brassicales, Brassicaceae. The record is from the annotation of a GenBank genome assembly.